AGAACAGCAUGAUUUUCGAGAUUUAGUCAAAAGUUUAAAAGGUCGGAAAGGUCAAGACGGAGUCAGAAUACCAACUAAAAUAACCUUUUUAGCUAAUGCUUAUAGUUGGAGUGCUUGGCUGUUGGAUGUCUUUACUAAUUUAUUUAAACUAAAAAAAGAUGCUGAAAUUAAGAAAGAAAAGAACGAUAAUUCCGGGGUGUUAGAAAUAGUCAAAGAUAAGAAAAGUGUGGAAUGA
Paraglomus occultum is the source of this 235-nucleotide messenger RNA. NCBI's taxonomy places the organism in Eukaryota, Fungi, Glomeromycota, Glomeromycetes, Paraglomerales, Paraglomeraceae. The record is from the annotation of a GenBank genome assembly.